Molecule: messenger RNA, 5519 nt
Organism: Pantherophis guttatus
Lineage: Eukaryota; Metazoa; Chordata; Lepidosauria; Squamata; Colubridae
Gene: GHRHR
Product: growth hormone releasing hormone receptor
Biological process (GO): adenylate cyclase-activating G protein-coupled receptor signaling pathway; cell surface receptor signaling pathway; positive regulation of cell population proliferation
Cellular component (GO): plasma membrane
Molecular function (GO): growth hormone-releasing hormone receptor activity; growth factor binding; G protein-coupled peptide receptor activity
Source: RefSeq, a predicted model, not a curated record
AUUCAUCUGGUUUUAGAAAACCCACCCACUCUCUUUGCAAGUAACCAGCAGUGCUUCUAAUACAACUGCUGGUGGACAGUCAGUCAGCUGCAGAUUAGGGAGUUGUGAGUAAGACCUCACACCUUGCUUAUCCUUCACAUUAUUUGUGUAUCCCCAAAAGCCCAAAACCCAGUUCCUCAUAUUAGCGAGGGACCAAGCAACCACAGAGCAAAAUUCCUUUAUGUUGACAUGAAGCCUUCAAAGCAAGAAUACUCCUGUGUAUUAUUAUCCUGCUGAUUCUGCCAUCUCUGGUCCUGGCCAUGGUUCAGCCAGACUGUGUCCCCGUCAUAGAGUGGAAACAAAACGAAACCAACUGCUUAGAAGAGAUCCAGCUGCACAUGAACGAAACUGCAGGUUGUAAAAGAAUAUGGGACCAACUUUUAUGUUGGCCGGAUGCUAAUCCUGGAGAGACUUAUGCCUUCACCUGUCCAGGCAUCAUUUUCCACUUCACAAAGCAAACAGGUAUGGUGAAACGAAGUUGCACAGAGCAAGGCUGGUCUGAUCCGUAUCCACCUUAUUCGGUAGCUUGUUCGAUGGAAGAAGACGUCUCUAUGGAUGAACUUUCUUUCUUCUCAACGAUCCAAAUCAUCUACACUGUGGGAUACAGCAUCUCAGCUGUCUCUCUUGCCAUCGCAAUCGUUGUCCUCCUUGCAUGCAGGAGACUCCGAUGCCCCAGGAACUACAUCCAUGUCCACCUUUUCUCUACCUUCAUCUUGAAGGCCAUUGCGAUCUUCAUCAAGGACGCGGUCCUCCUGGACGGUGAAGGGAGUGAUUACUGCACCUUCUCCACGGCCGGAUGUAAGAUCUCGGUGGUCUUCCUUAACUUUUUCACCAUGGCCAACUUCAUGUGGCUCUUAGUAGAAGCUCUGUACCUCAACUACCUGCUCCUCUCUUCCUUCCCCCAAGGAAAGAAAUUCUACUGGUGGCUUGUCUUCUUUGGAUGGGGUUCCCCGACAUUCUUCACCACCCUGUGGAUAUUUCUGAAAGUGUAUUUUGAAGACAUUUUGUGCUGGGACACAAACCAAGAUUCCCCUUACUGGUGGAUUAUCCAAGGCCCCAUCAUGGUCUCUGUGGCGAUCAAUUUCAUUCUUUUCAUCAAUAUUGUCCAAAUCCUGAUGAAAAAACUGCAUCCCAGGGACAUCAGUUUGAACAACUCAUUUCAAUACAGACGCCUCUCUAAGUCCACCCUGCUUCUCAUUCCCUUGUUUGGAACCCAUUACAUCAUCUUCAACUUCCUGCCCGAAUACAGCCACGUGGGAGCCCGUCUCUACUUUGAGUUGUGCAUUGGAUCCUUUCAGGGCUUCAUCGUUGCCUUUUUGUACUGUUUCCUGAAUCAAGAGGUACAAACAGAACUUUGCCGGAAAUGGCGAGGCAACAAUUAUGAAUUUAUGAUGCCUUCUAGGAGGAAGAAGAACAAAUGGACGGUGCCCCCGAGUUCCGGAAUCAAAGUGACAAACUUGAUGUUUAAGAAUUAAUUGAGAUCAGCGUUUUUCAACCUUGGCCGCUUGAAGAUGGGAGGACUUUAAUUCUCACUGGCUGGGGAAUUCUGGGAAUUGAAGUCCAUGCAUGCUGGCUGAGGAAUUCUGAGAGUUAAAAGUCAGUUUAACAACGGGUUCGGUGAUCGCGCGUUUCGCGCGCCUGCGUACUUUUACAAAUACGAAUCUUCUGUGUUACCGCUUGGGAGUAACACAGCUAAAGUGCGGCAAUCCGCCAAUCAGCUGAGAAGAUAAAGGUAAGUAAAGCCCACGAGCGGGCGGGCCAAUCUGAUCGUCGGAGCGAACCGGUUUGCCCGAACUGGUAGAAUCCCACCCCUGGUUGAAGUCCAUGCAUGGAAGCAAGGGAAUUCUGGGAGCUGAAGUCCACAUAUCUUCCAGCGGCUAAGGUUGAUCAACACUGACCCUGUGAAUAGCGAAAGUACAAAUCUCCAUCAAGAUUCAACUCCGAGCUCGGAGAUUUAUCACGAUUUCUUCAAGGCUGCAGCUCUCAUCCACAACGGAAUCACCUCAUCUCAUUUUCGAUGUUAAGUGAUAUGUUAAAUAUUGUGUAGGGUGUGCGUUGGCAGAUGUACUUAGCUCCACACCCCUCGCCUUCUUAACGAGAAGUAACGUAAUGUGACUACAAGGAGCCCUUGAUUUGAAACAACAAUUCGUUUAAUGACAGCAUUGAAAAGAUUGACUUAUAUCUGGUCCUCGCACUUACGACCGUUGCGGUAUUCCCAACGGUCACGCGAUUAAAAUUCAGGCACCGGGCGACGGUGUAUUGAUGAUGGAUGCAGAGUUCUGAGAUCGCCCUUUGCAACUUUCCCAGCCGAGUCAAUGGAGGAAGCCAGAUUCACUUAAUGACUGUGUGACUCACUUAACAGCUAGGAUGAUUUGCAUAACACCUGCGGCAAAAAAAGGUCGUUAAAAAAAAGUAUGGCUCACUUAGCAACCCCCUUGCUUAGUAAUGGAAGUUCCGGUGCUAAUUGUGGUCAUAAUUAGAGAACUAUGUAACGAGAAGCUCGGCAUUCAGCGGUAAAAGUUUGAAAUGGCCCUGCUUUAGUGUGGCUGCCAGUUUGAGCUGGAAAUAUAAGGGCAGAGGAUCAGACAGAACAGUCCUCGACGUACGACCAAAAUUGUGCCCUAAAUCUCUGUUGCUAAGCAAGCCAAUUGUGAAGUGAGUUUUGCCCCAUUUUAAAACCUUUUCUCCCGCAGCUGUUAAGUGAAUAGCUACAGUUAAGAUAGUAACAUGGUCGUUGAGUGAAUCUGGCUUCCCCAUUGACUUUGAUUGACAGACGUUCGCAAAAGGAGAUCAUGUGACCCCCAUCCAGGGAAUGCACCUGCGCCCAGCCUCAAAAACGUGCUUAAAUAGGACGGCAUAGAGCCGGGGCGGAUGGACUGGCCCAGCCACAAUUUCCGCUGCCGGUUCGGGCGAACCAAUCCGAACCAGCUAAAUACCACCUCUGAUGCCAGCAUCCCCAUUUUGACUGUGGGGAUGCCGCAACGUUGUGAAAAAACAAGUCGCCGGCCACUUUUUAAAGUGGCGUUGUAACUUCAGACAGUCACUAAACGAAUGGUUGUAAGUCGAGGGCUACCGAUAUGCUUUGCCCGAACCUCUAAAAACCGUACCCUUAGUUAAUAUGCGUAGUAGACAAUCAGGUUGUGUUCGGACCGUUUCGGCGUUGUAUUUUUUAACCAAGCUCACCCGUUGCCUUCUUAAAUAUUCCUCGCCUGUCUCCCACCCCCAACCCCCUCAAAACAAUCCUUAGUGAAACUCAGCGGUUGUGUAAUUGCUUUCUAUGGGCCUCUGCUCUCUAUUAUUGCUCUCUACAGGUACUUUGGUAAAACAUCAUCACCUAGACGUAUCUUGAAAACUGCCGUUGCGUUAAGAAUUGCUUCUGUGUAGUCGUGUUUCAACAAUGAAGACCAUGUUACUUUUUUUGAUGGCUAAAUGUUACAAAAACGCACAAAACCAGUGGCAUCAAAAAUAACCCUUCCGUACCAGUUUAAGAGUCUAUACGGGCACGCAGGAAGGACCGGGUUUAUUAAUGAUGCUCAUUGUUUCAUGCAGGGAUCUCCAAAAUCGGCAACUUUUAAGACUUGUGGACUUCAACUCCCAUGAAUUCCCCGGCUGCGGAAUAUUGGAAGUACACAAGUCUUAAGAAGUUGCCAACUUUGGAGAUCCCCGGUUUUAAUGGAAACGAUCAAAAAUAAGGACACAAUUUCAGUCACAGGCAGAUUAUGCAAAAAAAAAAGCGUGACACAGCUGAUAUUUAUUUCUCAAGUAAUGCAGGAGACAGCUGGGACAGCCCUAUAGAGAGUCCUCAACUUCUGAUUGCCAUUGACAAUUUUGGUCGUAAAUCGUGACAGUCGUAAAGCAGAUCAUCAGACAACCAAUCUAAUUUUAUCAUCUUUUUUUGUGGUGGUUGUUAAAUGACUGUAGUGAUGAUAAAGCAACAGUCAUGAUUGCAUUCAGUAAAUGGCAAAGUCUGGAUGGUUUUGCUGGAAACCAAAAGUACAUAUAUCUGUUUUGGGUCAAACUGUCAUAAAUUGUGGUCAUGUGACUGCAGGACUUAACAGAUAGGCCAGUUGCAAAGGCCAUAUGACUGGGCAGAGAGGUGGAUAUUGGAACUUUGUAACCGGGUCAUAAAUACCCUUUUUGGGGGUCCGUCAUAAGUUUGAAUGUUCACUAAGUGACCAAUCGUAAGUUGAGGACAACCUGUAUUUCAUUUGGAUGAACACUACAGGCAUUUAAAUAUGCAGCAGAAAAGUGACUGGUCAUAAGUCAAGGACUAUCUGUGUUUCAUUAGGAUGAACACUAGGGGUCCAUUUAAUGUGAAACAGAAGUUGAACAUAAGAUGGUCAACUUACAUGGUCAACUUACAUGGUCUCCUUUGUAGAUUAGAUUUAUCUGUCUCUGGCUGCCCCAGAGACAGACAGACAAUGAUGGUGUAACAAUCUGAAAUCUUGGGUCCCAGAAAUGUAUAUUGAAAGGCAGAAAGAGAUCAUGCACACCAUAACAUGACCCCGUGGAGACUUCCAUUCUUCUGGUCUCCUACCUUCUGCAAAGCUUUCCUAGAAGGUUUCAGAAGCCAGGUCAAAAGAUUAUUGGGUCAUGGAUACUGGCUGUAGGUUGAGAAUCAACACGGAUAAAAAUUGGGGCAACACGAGAUAAGGAUGGAAGAGAAAAUAUUUGUAACUCAGGGUUGAAUUGUGGAAUCCUUGGUGUCCUCCAAGGUUUUCCUGAAGAUGUUUUAUGACCCUACUAGGGAACAUCAUCAGUGCUACAAGAGAGUGGGGUGUGCGAAGUGAAGGAGGAAGAGGAAAGCAAGAAGGAGGCAAUGACUAUGGGAUCCUUGGUGCUCUCUGAGUUUGGUGGUUAAUUUUGCAGAUGUUUUAUCACCCAGCUAGGUAAUAUGAUCAAUAUUAGAAGGGUGGAUGGUGUGCAGAAGAAGAGGAGGACCGGUGGGGAGGAGGACUGUGGGGUCCUUGGUUCUCUUUGAGCUUGGUUUUUCCCUGCAGACAUGUCAUGAUCCAACUAGGAAAUAUCAUCAAUGCUACAAGGGAAGUGGAGUGUGCAGAGUGGAGGAGAAGGAGAAGAAGAAGAAGAUGGAGAAGAAGAAGAAGAUGGAGAAGAAGAAGAAGAAGGAGAAGAAUUGUGGUGUCCUCAGUGUUCUCUGAGCUUCGUUGUUUACUUACACAGAUUUCAUGACCCAACUAGGUAACAUCAUCAAUGGCAGGGGCUACCAAAAAAAGUCUCCCUUCUAGAACUGAUGAUAUUACCUAGUUGGGUCAUGAAAUGUCUGUAAGAAAAAAACCAUGUUCAGACAGCACCAUGGACCCUUAACAAUUAGAGCUGUGAUCUGUUGAGAUUCUGCUUCGUUGUGAGGAAUUGGGGGGCUUAGAUGGGCCAAUGUUAAGAAUGCAUCUAGAAAUGAAGUCAAGAAGCCCCCUUCUUUGUGAGCAUAUUGCCUUAAAAAUGAAUAAAUUUUCCAAAAUUCC